Molecule: messenger RNA, 3655 nt
Organism: Solea senegalensis (Senegalese sole)
Lineage: Eukaryota; Metazoa; Chordata; Actinopteri; Pleuronectiformes; Soleidae
Gene: slc25a39
Product: solute carrier family 25 member 39
Exons: 12
Coding region: 325-1407 (360 amino acids)
Biological process (GO): mitochondrial transmembrane transport
Source: RefSeq, a predicted model, not a curated record
CACUCACUCACUGUGAGUGUGACUUACACGCACGCUGUGUGUCUGCUCCAACUUUUAGGGUUACAACUUGACGUUUACCCGUUAUAAUUGUUUAUAUAUUGUUUUUACACAUUUAACUUUGUUUUGACCUUGGUUUUUGACCAAGUUGACCCAUUUAAUAAAUAGGACAGUGACCAGUUCAACCUCAGUUUAAAUAUACGACUACAUUAAAAUGUGCUUUGUUACGUGUCAGCAAUGAAACUAAUGCACAGAGUUGAUCUGGAGCUGUCGUGAUUGGACUGCUAUGCUGAAAUCUGAGUCGGCCUCAAACCUGGUGUGGGCAGGAUGGCAGCGGAGCAGGAGGUUGCCGGCAGGUCCGAAGUUGCGAUCUCCAUUGUGCAGCAGAUGCUGGCCUCUGGCACCGGGGCGGUCCUCGCAUCUUUAUGUGUCUUACCUCUGGACGUUGUGAAGGUUCGUCUGCAGACUCAACAAACGUUGUCCCAACAAGCCAGUGCCUCUGCUCCCUCACGCUGCGCUGUCUAUCCGUCCAAAUGGAAGUGUUUCGUUCACUGUAACGGACUCUUGAAUCACAUCUACGUCAGUCAGAACGCGACCAGCUGCACCAGGUGGUACAACACGCCAACGCAUUUCAGUGGGACACUGGACGCUUUUGUAAAAAUCAUUCGACAUGAAGGACUCACAUCUCUGUGGAGCGGGCUACCACCAACCCUUGUGAUGGCCGUACCUGCCACUGUCGUCUACUUCACCUGCUACGAUCAGCUGAAAGACCUCCUGACGUCCGGUUUGGGUCUCCAGGGCAGCCACACCCCUCUCCUCGCUGGUGCUACGGCGAGGCUGACAGUAGCGACGGUGGUCAGUCCUCUUGAGUUGAUCAGGACUAAGAUGCAGUCGCAGCGCUUGUCCUACAGUGAGCUGCGGGUGGCGCUGCGCUCCGCUCUGGCCCAGGACGGCCCUCGGUGUCUGUGGAGAGGCUGGUCUGCCACCACACUCCGAGAUGUUCCCUUCUCUGCUGUUUACUGGUUUAACUAUGAACUGGUGAAGGCUCAUUUAUGUGAACGGGCAGGGGAACCUCAGGCCUCCUUCAGAAUCAGCUUCUUGGCAGGAGCCAUUUCUGGAUCUAUUGCCGCCUUCCUGACGAUGCCGUUUGACGUGGUGAAGACUCGGAGACAGAUCCAGCUGGGAGACGUGGACUUACGGGAAGUUUUCUCAAAGAAAACCACAGCGUUGUCCACGUGGCGCACGAUGAAGAAGAUCCGGGCUGAGUUGGGCUACAGAGGCCUGUUUGCAGGUCUCUUACCCAGGGUGAUCAGGGUGGCGCCAGCCUGUGCCAUCAUGAUCAGCACAUAUGAGUUUGGGAAGACUUUCUUCCAGGAGUGGAACAUGAAUCGAGAGUGCCUGGCGCCCUGAAGGUUGAUCGUGCAGUGCUGCAUGUUUCCCAGAUGCAUAUAGGACACAUUUCUUUUCAGCUGCCUCAGCUGCCUCACACCAAAAUACGUACUCAGUUUUACUAUUUAUUUAAAAAAUUUUGUUUAUUUAGGGGGUAAAAUUUAAGUAAAUUAUGAAUGUAGGGUUUAUCAGUUUGCAUAUAUUUUUUAAAACAAAUCAUGUUGCGUCACUUAAUGUACCUUAAACUUCAAGCCUGGACACUGAGGGACUCACUGACGACCAAGCCUGUCACCGCAUACAUUUUCCAAAUCGUGAUAAAUGUCAUGAAUUCAUUCCUGACUGAUGUUUUUUUUUUGCUCGUUACUGAAAGUUGAAGGAACCAGUGAACUGCGCCGUUAGCCAGAUAUUUUGCACAAUCUCCACAUGAAGUGUCAAAAAUGCUGUCGACCCCUUUCUUUAAAUGGGUUAUAAUGCGAUCGUAUUGCGAUAAUUAAUCAAUUAAUUAAUGUGAAUUCUGGCCACCAGCCUCACUGAGGUGUCCAUGAUGAUAUUUGUGCUUGAAGGGACCUGGAUCCCACAGUCUGGGGAUCAAUAGCCCCCUUUUUUUUCCCCACCACAGGAACUUUUCUCGUUUACCCGGGAUUUUUGAAAAACCUCCACAUGUUUACACUGCAAUUAUCCAGGGCAAAGAAGCAUCUACUCGCAACCCAGGACUUUAGAGGGGCGGGACUAUGUGCUGAAGAACACAUUUUACAGCUGUUUAAGCCGACUGUUAACACUUUCAUGAUGUCGUGCUUGUUUGGCGCUUCAACUCCUUUUUUAAUGCCACCUACUGGACUGAAGUAGUAGUGCACUUUCCUAUACGAUUCCUCCGUAUGUCAUCAGCCUGAUUUUUUUAAUACAUUUUCCUUAACUUUGAGGUGCGGUUGGAAACGCAAAACCACACAGAUUAGCAGGAAUUAUGUGUAGUUCUGAAGUUCUGAUAAUUACACUGAAGCCACUCGAGGGUGAGGAUUGCUAAAGCUUGGUAUGAAAUUUUUUUUUUGUUUUUACAUCUGCACUGUUGCAUGCAUGCAAAAGGAAAUGUCGCCAUACCCGUGUUUUCCGCAUGGCCUGAUAUCACUUGCAUGACACGCAGCUGAGAGAAUAAGCUAGUCGCCGCACUACAAUCGCUGUAUCGACUUUAAUCAGGAUGUUAAAAUUCCUGUAAAGUUCUUGAACAAAGAGUUUCUCCUUCAACACAGAAAAAUGUGCUAAUAACCACUUUGCCAAAUUUGAAUGAGUGGAAAAAAAAAGUUGCCAACCCGGGACCAAAGUCUGUGAACUUUGCUGUUUGGUCGCAACUAAGUCCACUAAAGUUUGUACGGAAUACUAACUUAAACGCUCUGGAGCGAUUUCACUGUUUCAGUUUAAUGACGCACUGUACACAAACCCUGUUUGUGCUGACUUUUGUUUCUUUAGUCUUUGUUUUCAACAUUGCCACGUAGACACAGAAAGAUAAAUAAAUAAACUGCUGAUUAAAAAAUGCUUAGGGUUGAGUUAUGACAAUAAUGAAUCCACUGCGUCGCUGAGCCAGAUUUUUAGACCAAGGAAGCGGUCUAAAAUAAUAAUUAUAAUAAUAAUAAUAAUAAUGUAAAAUGAGAAUAGGAGAAACUCUGCGUUUGCUUUACAUGGACUUUUAAUGCACACGGGAAGUAUGGAAUUCAGAUUUGUGUCGAAUAUUACAUUAGAAUACACAAAUUGCAAAAAAAUAAAUAUCGAUUUAAUUGUUUAAAAAUAGCGACAAAUUGUAAAAUGCAAUCAUUUUGAAUGAUUAAAGCGAUAUUUUGAUUUUGUGGUUUUAUUUUUAUUUUUCAUAAAGUGUUGUUUGAUAAUAAUUUGAUACAAAAACUAAUUCCACACAGAAGAUUUGAAUAUUUCGAUCAUUUCAAAAGCACUUUACAUUUGCAACACAAGAGCUGACAAUGGAAAAUCACAAUAAACAAUGUUUGUUUUAAACGUCCGUUGAAUGUUUUUCUCUGUUCUCGAAGGUGAAAGGGGGGUUUUUAGUGGUGCAUGGGUACAUUUUUAUAUUUAAACAUAUCAGAAGAAUAAAUGACUGCUGAAAAAAAAACAUAAAUGAAAGCCACUGCAGCUAAAAGAUGUUCAUCUUAUCUCUGUUUUCCAUCAUUCUGUUCAAUGAAACAAAAUGUCGCCGCCUGAAUUUAAAAGAUGUGCUUUGUUUUUUUUUAUUAUGAAUGAAAUGGGAAUAAAUAAAGAGGUAAAAGAG